ACCUUUAACACAAGAUUCUUCAAAAAGUUCUAUGAUGCAAUUAGAUCCUUCUUCUGUAUAUUUUUUAGAUGAACCAAUAGAGUAUUAUGAAGAAUCUAAUAAACAUUUUUUUGAAGAAGACAAUAUUAGUUAUCAUGAUAAACCUGCUAUAUAUUCUUCAGAAUAA
Cetraspora pellucida is the source of this 166-nucleotide messenger RNA. The record is from the annotation of a GenBank genome assembly. Lineage: Eukaryota; Fungi; Glomeromycota; Glomeromycetes; Diversisporales; Gigasporaceae.